This is a messenger RNA of Leptosia nina, 795 nucleotides long. NCBI's taxonomy places the organism in Eukaryota, Metazoa, Arthropoda, Insecta, Lepidoptera, Pieridae. The record is from the annotation of a GenBank genome assembly.
AUGCUAACGACCUUGGAAUGCGUGCUCUUUUCUAUUAUGAUGAUGGUGAUGACGGGUGAUGUUGGGGGACGAGAGACGCCAAGGCUCGUGAGGUCACUUCCCUCUAUAACCAAUUCGCUUGUAAACCUCGGUAAAAUGGAUAUCGCGUUCUACAUCAACGGCAAACCCAACGAUCUUAAAGUGAAUCAAGAAAAUUCAAAUCUGUCUCCCACUUCAGAUUAUGUCGUGGAACCUUGUCCUUGCUCGGGUCUAAAAUAUUUCAGGGACACUUCUCGGGGUCACCCUGUUGAAAUUUUGAGCAAACUUUUACAAAACAACGACCCUUUCUUCCAGCGCGAGCCAACAGUCUCCACUCUUUGCUGCGAUUCACAUGAACAGGUACAAGAAAAUUCUGUAGUACUAGAAUUUGGACCAAAGCAGCAGCAAAUGGUAGCAGGUCCGUUGAAGUCAGGUCACUUUCCAAUACCUCUGCUUCUCGAUACUUUUGUUUCUGGGAAACCCACACAACCCUUGUCGCCAGCUAAACAAAAGAUCAUCGAACUAUUUGUUUUCCCUAAAAAGAAAGAACAGUAUUCGGGUAAAAUCAUAAACGACAACCGAAUUGAUAAAGAUGGAAUCAAAAUAGUCGGCGAUAAGGAGGUACGCAAUGACUUCAAAACUAUGAAGUUUCUUCCCCUGCAGUCGAGACUGCCUCAUCCGCCUUCCUCGUCUGUCAAGAAAGACUUGACAAUCCAAGAGAGUAAGACUAAACAAGACCUACAUGAAAAGUCUAUUUCGAACUCUAAUAUUGUCUGA